AUCGAGCUAAAUUGACUUGCCUUUGCCAGGCUAGAAGUUCUUUGAAGAAGCUGCGGGAAGACUUAAGUAGUAAACUUGAGAACAGACAAGGAGAUAAACAGCACGCACAGGUCGUGCUGGAAAAGCAGAACGGGAGCUGGCUGUACCCCGAGAGGCUGCAUGCCGAUUCCUGGGAGGAGCAGGAGGAGGACUGCUCAGGUGAAGACGUGGAGAAGAUCCGACAGACAGCGAAGCGGCUGUUCACAAAGCUGCAGGAGGCUGAAAAGCGCCAUCAGUUGGAAAAGAAAGCCUUUGAGAGGACGGUCUCGCAGUACCAGGAGGAAGUGGAGCAGACGGGCUCUGCCCUGCGGAGAGCAGAGAAGAGCGUGGUGGAGAAGGAGGUGCAGGUGGAGGAGCUGCAGAGACUCCUGGCAGGGAUGGAGAAGGAGCACAGGAGCUUGCUGCUGAAGAUGAAAGAAGGCGAAGCAGAGCUGGCGAGGCUGAGAAGCGUGGAAGGUGACAAGCUCGCCGAACAAGACCGGUCGGCCCAGCUGGAGAAGGAGGUGGCCAUGCUGCGGGAGAAGAUACACCAUCUGGACGACAUGCUGAAAAGCCAGCAGCGCAAAGUCCGCCAGAUGAUCGAGCAGCUCCAGAACUCCAAAACGGUGAUUCAGGCCAAAGAUGCCGUGAUCCAGGAGCUCAAGGAGAGAGUCGCUUACUUGGAGGCUGAGAACCUGGAGAUGCACGACCGCAUAGAGCACUUGAUCGAGAAGCAAGUCAGUCGGGGCGGCCACAGCUCCAGAGCGCGCUCGAAGUCUGAGUAUGUGAGCAGCAAAAGGCUGACGGGCCCCAAGCCGCUGCCUCUCAUUCGAGUAGUGGAAACAUGA
Messenger RNA from Phaethon lepturus (White-tailed tropicbird), 866 nucleotides. It is a transcript of the gene TUFT1, whose product is annotated as tuftelin 1. The record is from RefSeq and is a predicted model, not a curated record. NCBI's taxonomy places the organism in Eukaryota, Metazoa, Chordata, Aves, Phaethontiformes, Phaethontidae. The transcript is spliced from 9 exons. The annotation marks the transcript as partial. Gene Ontology annotation, cellular component: I band; intracellular anatomical structure. Gene Ontology annotation, biological process: intracellular signal transduction.